AUGAGUUCUUCGCUUAGCAGCAGCAACAACAGCAACAGCAACAGCGCUAGCAGCGGUCCCAACAUGGAAGAAGUAGGCUACGAGGACUGCGCACCGACCACAGCUCGACGCCGAGGCCCAGGAGGUACUAGUAUUCGUCGUGUCAAAACCAUGGAACCCACAACCAUGGAGCGUCGCCGAAGCAGUUUGUUUCACGUUCAGGGCGUCGGCACAGAAGACGAAGAACCCGCUCCCUUGAUGGCGGAUCGCAGCGCCGCUCGCAGAAAGAACCGUCGUCGCAACGGUGGACGUCGCGGCAGUGUGGCCCAUGUUCGUGCCACUCCCGUCCCGGAAGAAGAAGAAGCAGAGGAACAACACCAGAUGGCUCCUCGUCGCCGAUCCUUCACAGGCCUCAUGGAAGCCAUGGAUUCUUCCAUUUCGGGACUCAUGGAAGAUGUGUCGUCGCGAUACCAUUCCUCCAGAAACAGUAAUUCGUCACCGCGAGUGGGCCGUCGAACUGGCGGUCGUCGCAGUUCCAUCUUUCACGUCAACCAAGUGGAUGGCAAGGGCACACUAGAGGAACAUGAAUCCACCCACAGUUCUCGGUCCAAGUCGCGAACACUCAAACUGAACCCCUUUGCCCGCAAGUCGUCGACCGGCAGCAGCAGCAAGAGCCAUAAUAAAAAAGAGAAGAAGAGGUCCAACAGUGGCCACAAGAAACAGCAGGACACUGAGAAGUCCAGCGAAGACUUGCUCAAAGAACUAGAACAACUGGCACGAGCUGUACAAAAGAAUCCUGAAUCACGCAAGAUCUUGCAGCAACACUUGCAGAAGCAGCAGCAGGGUCCGCCAGCCUAUGUCAGGGCUGCGUGA
Molecule: messenger RNA, 852 nt
Organism: Seminavis robusta
Lineage: Eukaryota; Bacillariophyta; Bacillariophyceae; Naviculales; Naviculaceae
Source: the annotation of a GenBank genome assembly